AUGAAUCCGAUGCAGAAGCUACUGCAGCUGCCGGCCAGCGCGGUGAACCUGGUGAGGUUCCAGCAGGGAAUGGCAGGUGAAGAGGCCAAGAGCCCGGUGCUGACACCUGACGGAGGGCAGCAGGUCUGGUACAACGCUAUGCAGGCCGACGAGCUCCGUCUGCUCAAGUCGCCAGAGCAGGUGGCUGCCCCAGAGAACAGCACCAGUGGCAGCCAGACACAGCCACUACGACACGAUGACCUGAAGGAGAUGCUGGACAGUAACAAGGACUCACUGAAGCUGGAGGCCAUGAAGAGGAUCGUGGCUAUGAUCGCCAGGGGGAAGAAUGCGUCCGACCUCUUCCCAGCUGUCGUCAAAAACGUGGCUUGCAAGAACAUUGAGGUGAAGAAGCUGGUGUACGUCUACUUGGUCCGCUAUGCGGAAGAACAGCAGGACCUGGCCCUGCUCUCCAUCUCCACCUUCCAGCGUGGACUAAAGGAUCCCAACCAGCUGAUCCGGGCCAGUGCCCUGCGGGUUCUCUCCAGCAUCCGGGUGCCCAUCAUAGUGCCCAUCAUGAUGCUGGCCAUCAAGGAGGCGGCGUCAGACAUGUCUCCAUACGUGCGCAAGACGGCUGCUCAUGCCAUCCCCAAGCUGUACAGCUUGGAUUCAGAUCAGAAGGACCAGCUGAUCGAAGUGAUUGAGAAGCUGCUGGCGGAUAAGACCACACUGGUGGCAGGCAGCGUGGUGAUGGCCUUUGAGGAGGUUUGCCCCGAGCGCAUUGACCUGAUCCACAAGAACUAUCGGAAGCUGUGCAACCUGCUGAUCGACGUGGAGGAGUGGGGCCAGGUGGUGAUCAUCAAUAUGCUGACCCGCUACGCGCGCACCCAGUUCCUCAGCCCCAACCAGAACGAGUCCCUGCUGGAGGAGAACCCGGAGAAGGCCUUCUACGGCUCCGAUGAGGAGGACUCCAAGGAUGACAAGCUGGACGCGGCCUCUCUGGUGAAGCGCAAGCCCUAUGUGAUGGACCCUGACCACCGGCUGCUGCUGCGCAACACGAAGCCCCUGCUGCAGAGCCGCAAUGCCGCGGUGGUGAUGGCCGUAGCUCAGCUGUACUUCCACCUGGCACCCAAGGCCGAGGUUGGGGUCAUUGCCAAGGCGCUGGUGCGUCUUCUGAGGAGCCACAGUGAGGUGCAGUGGGUGGUGCUGCAGAACGUGGCCACAAUGUCCAUUAAGCGGCGGGGGAUGUUCGAGCCAUAUCUGAAGAGCUUCUACAUCAGAUCCACAGACCCCACCCAGAUUAAGAUCCUCAAGCUGGAAGUUCUCACCAACCUCGCUAACGAAACCAACAUCUCCACCAUCCUGCGGGAGUUCCAGACCUACAUCCGGAGCAUGGACAAGGACUUUGUAGCUGCCACCAUCCAGGCCAUCGGGCGCUGCGCCACAAACAUCGGGAAGGUCCGAGACACCUGCCUGAAUGGCCUUGUGCAGCUUCUCUCCAACAGGGAUGAGCUCGUGGUGGCUGAGUCCGUGGUCGUCAUUAAGAAGCUGCUGCAGAUGCAGCCCUCUCAGCACAGCGAGAUCAUCAAGCACAUGGCCAAGCUCACCGACAACAUCCAGGUGCCCAUGGCCCGGGCCAGCAUCCUCUGGCUGAUUGGCGAGUACUGCGAGCACGUGCCCAAGAUCGCACCCGAUGUGCUGCGCAAGAUGGCCAAGUCCUUCACCGGUGAGGAGGACAUCGUCAAGCUGCAGGUCAUCAACCUGGCAGCCAAGCUCUACCUGACCAACUCCAAGCAGAGCAAGCUGCUGACCCAGUACGUGCUGAACCUGGCCAAGUACGACCAGAACUACGACAUCCGGGACCGGGCCCGCUUUAUCCGUCAGCUCAUCGUGCCCACCGAGAAGAGCGGGGCCCUUAACAAGUACGCCAAGAAGCUCUUCCUGGCGCAGAAGCCCGCCCCCAUCUUGGAGUCUUCCUUCAAAGAUCGGGACCAUUUCCAGCUCGGCUCGCUCUCACACCUCCUCAACGCCAAGGCAGUGGGCUACCAGGAGCUCCCCGACUGGCCAGACGAGGCCCCCGACCCAUCUGUGCGCAAUGUGGAGGAAGAAACCGCCUUCCUCAUUGAAAGCCACAUCGGGUUGCUGGGAGAGCUCAGAGAGGUUCCGGAAUGGACCAAGUGCACCAGCCGAGAGAAGAGGAAAGAGAAGGUGGAGAAGCCAUUCUACUCGGAUUCAGAGGGAGAGUCCGGGCCCACGGAAUCAGCAGACAGUGAACCGGAAUCUGUCAGUGAGUCGGAGAGCGAGAGUGGCAGCAGCAGCAGCGAGAGUGGCUCUGACUCGGGAAGCCGGGGCGAGGAGAGUGGAGACCAGUCGGAGGAGGAGGAGAAGAAGAAGAAGAAGAAGAAGAAGGGAAAGGAAGGGCCCCGGAAAGCCUGCCUGGAGAGCGCUGGGAGCGACCCCAGCGAGGAGGAGGAGGAGCAGGGGAAGAAGGGGAAGAAGAAGAAGCCGCAGCAUGAAGGGAAAGGGGGUUCCGAGACCUCAUGGGAGGAGGGCAGCAUCUCAGAGAGCAGCUCGUCCGAGUCAGACUCAGGCUCCGAGGCAGAGGAAUCCCAGUCAGAGCCGGAGAGCAAGAGGAGAACCACGUUCUGUCCUCUCUUGCAGCCUCCCAGCAGCAAACCCGCCCCAAAGGCCUCCAGGAAAGGGACCAAGGAGAUCUCCUUGCUGGACCUGGAUGACUUCACCCCCGCUCCACCCCAGCCAGCCUCCUCCCCCGCUAUUGUCUCCACCAGCCUGGUGACUGACCUGGAGGGACUCACACUGACCGACGCCUCGUUGACUCCUACUAUGCUCAGCCCCGUGUUCAGCACCGUGAAGACCUACGAGCUGCUGCACCGCAUGGCGGGCGAGGGGCUCUCGGUGGAGUACUACUUCAACCGGCAGCCCUUCCCCCCUGACCCCCACAUGGUGGCCGUGCAGAUCCAGUUCUCCAACAAUACAGAGUCGGAGGUGAAGAACCUGCGGGUCAGCGAGCCCAAGCUGGUGUCUGGGAUGCGAAUCCAGGAGUUCCAGGAGAUCGAGUCCUUAGCACCUGGCGACACCGCCAACGUAAUCAUGGGCAUCGACUUCUGCGACUCCACCCAGGCGGCCAACUUCCAGCUGUGCACCCACUCGCGUCAGUUCUACGUCUCCAUCCAGCCGCCGGUGGGAGAGCUCAUGGCCCCAGUGUUCAUGAGUGAGAACGAGUUCAAGAAGGAGCAAGGCAAGCUGACAGGAAUGAGUGAGAUCACGGAGAAGCUGACGCUGCCGGACAAAUGCCAGAGUGACCACACGAUCGUCCAGCGAGUGACGGCGGCCGCCAACGUCAGCCGCGUGCCCUGCGGAGUGGACAAUGAGUACAGGUUCGCUGCCAAGACGGUGACCAGCGGGAGCCUCGUCCUCAUCACCUUGGAGCGGAAGGAAGGAGCCAGGGCCCACCUAACUGUCAACAGUGAGAAGAUGGUGAUUGGCACCAUGCUGGUGCAGGACGUUAGCCAGGCCUUGGCACAGUGA
Messenger RNA from Emys orbicularis (European pond turtle), 3525 nucleotides. It is a transcript of the gene AP3B2, whose product is annotated as adaptor related protein complex 3 subunit beta 2. The record is from RefSeq and is a predicted model, not a curated record. The coding region runs from base 1 to 3525 and encodes 1174 amino acids. Lineage: Eukaryota; Metazoa; Chordata; Testudines; Emydidae. Gene Ontology annotation, cellular component: AP-3 adaptor complex; membrane coat. The transcript has 28 exons. Gene Ontology annotation, biological process: vesicle-mediated transport; intracellular protein transport; anterograde synaptic vesicle transport.